This is a messenger RNA of Durusdinium trenchii, 1575 nucleotides long. NCBI's taxonomy places the organism in Eukaryota, Dinophyceae, Suessiales, Symbiodiniaceae. The record is from the annotation of a GenBank genome assembly.
AUGGACAUAGUAUCUUUCAGUGCUGCGAUUUCUUCCUGUGUCCGAGAAGGCGAGUGGCAACAAGCAUUGUUGCUUUUGUGCGAGAUGCAGCGGGCGAGAGUUUCGUUGAACACUUGGACAGCCAAUGAAGUGAUGGCCUCCUUCGCAAAGGCAGUAAAAUGGCAGCUAGCAAUUCAAAUCUUCACCGUGGAGCCAAACUUAUCCAGUCAAAAAAUGUGGUCAAUGCUUCUGGAACGCGCUGGCCAGAACUUCGUCGGAGUUCAAGGAGCUGGCUUUGGCGCUGACGCGGUGGACCCUGGUGCUGAUAUCACAAGUUCAUCGCCAUGUCGUUGCAGCCCGGCAGACUUCGAGAGUUUGGAUGCUAUUUGGCAAUCUGAGCAGGUCCGCACCGCUGUGGAGCAGGAAUGCAAGUCUUUGCACAGAAGCACUGAGAAGCCGAGGCGACAUAUGGAUGGCGGGUUAGGAGAUGGACCAUGUGGAGGGCCAAUAGGCUCUGAAAGCCCAAGCAUGACGAGCAAAGGCAAUGGGAAAUGCAUUGGCAUGGGGAACGGUUGCGGCAUGGGAGGAAUGUGUGGUGGCAUGGGUGGAAUGGGUAUGGGAGGGAUGGGAGGCAUGGGCAACAUGGGCAACAUGAGCAACAGCAUGGGCAACAUGGGGAUGGGGAAGGGUGGGAUGGGAAGCAUGGGAAGCAUGCAGAUGGGCAACAUGGGCAACAUGGGCAACAUGCCCAUGGGGAAUAUGGGCAUGGGUGGAGUGGAUGUUUGCCUGGCAACAUGCCUGGAGGCAACAUGGGUGGAAUGGGCAUGGGAAUGGGCAUGCUUGGACAUUCGGAAUCAGAUGAGAGAAUUAGGUCAGGUCUUGCUCAAACUCACCAACAUCAUGCUUGAUGUUGCUGAGGCAAUGAUGGGCAUGAUGAUGGGGAUGCAGGCUGCGAUGCAGACUGGCAGUGAAGCUGCUGCCGAUGCAACUCCAACCAUCAAGUCCGAAGAUAAGCAUGUAGAUCCUCGAGUCAAAGCAAUAUGCAAUGACUUUGGCAUUAGCGGUGACACGGUCAUGAGGCUGAAUGAUGCCAUGAGGGAACGAGAAGACUACGAUGAGGAUUUGCAAGCCCUCCACAAACUGAUGGAGCGAGCCACGAAGGAUGGCAAGAAGCCUCUUGAAGUGAUGCUUGCCCAGAUUCGUGCCAUACGUGCAAACCGGUUUCCUGGGAAGGAGUUGCUGGAUCCUGACAUUUGGGAGUUCAUUGUGAAGUACAAUUUAGAUGACCGUGUCAUGAAUCGCCUCAUUGAGACGCUGAACAAGCGGAGGGGCAAAAGCAAAGAGACCCUGGAGGCAUUGAAUGACCGCUUAGGGAACGCUCAGCAGCCUACAGGCCUUGGGCUUUUGGUCCGGCUGCUUGAGGGCCUAGACGAGACGGGUAGAUUACCCUCGCCACCCAGACGCUUGGGUGGUUCGGGUACAUUCCGGCCGACUGGAACAUUCUUGCACCCAGCUGCAUCGUCGCGGGAGGCUCGUGAAGCCCGGGAAAGAGAGCAGGAAAGAAGUGAGGCACUUGGUACAAGGCUGUCCGUUUGA